Lycium ferocissimum is the source of this 858-nucleotide messenger RNA. RefSeq lists its product as uncharacterized. NCBI's taxonomy places the organism in Eukaryota, Viridiplantae, Streptophyta, Magnoliopsida, Solanales, Solanaceae. The transcript has 2 exons. Bases 1 to 858 code for a protein of 285 amino acids. The record is from RefSeq and is a predicted model, not a curated record.
AUGAAUAACAUUGCAAUUACUCGUCAUCAACAGUACAAGGUAGAAAAGUCAUGCACGCAACGGUAUUACAUCAGAUGUGUUGACCCAACCUGCAUUUGGCGUUUCCACAGUUCAAGGUUCAGAGGAUCAGAACUUUUCAAAGUAGUUAACUUUGAAAAGAGACAUAGUUGUUCAAUAAAUUUCAUCACCUCUGACAUGAGGAAUGCAACUUCAAAAGUCAUAGCGGAAUACAUUACAGACCUAGUACGCCAUACACUACAAGAGAUAACACCCAAAUUUGUCAUUGAAGAAAUGAGAAGCAGAUAUGGCUUGCACAUUGGUUACCACAAAGCAUGGCGUUCCCUCCAACACGCUUAUAAUGUCAUAAGAGGAAGCCCAAAAAAUAACUACACACUUCUACCGCAAUAUCUUCACAUGAUGAAAUUAAGAAAUCCUGGAACAGUUGCUAACAUCAAAUGGACCGCUGACAAUAAGUUUAAGUAUGCUUUUUUCGCUUAUGGAGCAUCAAUUGAGGGUUGGAAACAUUGCGGACCAAGUAAUGAUGGUGGAUGCAACCUUCUUGAAAUCAAAAUACCGCGGUGGUUCUUCAGACACGUGAAAAAGGUGUUUGGCACGCGCAAAGACCUAUCAAUUCUUUCCGAUCGCCACGCAUCAAUUGCAACUGCAAUCAAAGAACUGUAUCCAGAUACCCAGCAUGGAAUAUGCAUCUACCACAUGGAGAAGAACUUGCAGAAAUAUUUCCCAUCCGAAGCGAUCCUAUCACUGUUCUACAAUGCAGCAACUACCUACAAACAAGCAGAGUUUCGUACCUAUAUGUCACGAUACAACAAAUCGACCCAAAAGCUGCAGAAUACAUAG